AGAGAUAUUUUGCGGAAAGACAAAAGGAGGUUUUGCCUGCUAUUUCUAGUAGAUGAGCGAUCCCAUGAAAGCUGAUGUAUUCAUUCAAUCAGCUGAAUUACCUGCUCCUGGAUUAACGUGUUAGUGAGGAUUUCAGACACGUGUACUUUUAAUCACGGAAUCAACAUAAAUACAAUUUGCCUUGCCACAUACUUUUAAAAAUUACAUUCGUUAAUCCAUCCGACGGGGUUCCAUCCAGUUUCUGUUUGCCCAAUUUCAUUUACAAAUUAUGAAUCAACUCGCGACAGUAAACCAUGAAAUUUGUCCAAGAGACCAGGCGUUAGGAUCGAGCCUGGGACGUUGUGGUUGCCAAGCGAACGUCUUAACCAUUCGGCCACACUGCGAACUUAUUAACCUAAUGUAGGUGGGCGUUAGGGGAAAGGAUUAACAGAGGAAGUGUCAAAAAUUAGUCUGAGAUUUCGGUGUGAACUAGCACUGAAUGUUAACCAAAACAAAACUCCAGGAUGGUAGAUUACUCAGUCAAAUUUUGGAUUAUGGUAAAACAGGAAUAUCAUUAGGCCUUAUAUCUAUUUGGUGUGUUGCUGUUGUUGGCUGCUGUUGAAGGAAGCAAGAUGAUUGAUGUGGUGGCCACCCUCCCUCGUGGGCCAGUCUACCUUGCAGGGGAGACAAUCCAUUGUAUCAUCACUUUCUCAAAUUCAGCUCUUCCUGAAUAUGAAUCUCAUGGUGAGCAGUAUGAUGUUCUUGCUUGGGCCAGCGUCCAGAUACAUUGUCAAAGAACAGUGAGUGAGACGCGUAUUGUCUUGCCAUCUUCCACUAAUUUAUCCACUGAAGAAGUAUCAACAACAGGCUGUGAGACAUCGUUUGUUCCAAACAAAGGAGAAAAAGGUUGUACAGUUCUUUCAACAAAACCAAAAAUACUUUUCUGUGACCUCAAACUGGCACCUGGAGAGUCAAAACAAUAUGAAUACAAAGACAUUGUACCAGCUGAUUCACCUCCUUCCUAUCGAGGUCAAGCUAUUAAAUACUCUUACAAGAUCACCAUUGGUACACAGAGACUCAACCAACCAACAAAAUUACUUCGCAUUCCUAUUCGUGUUAUGGUGCUAUUUGGGUUAAAUGAUACAAGUGUUUAUAAUGAAAACGAAGUAGAUGUAGCUCCAACAAACCCAUUCUUGAAGCAUUCCAGGAAGGAGAAUUCUAUUUUAGAUAUGGCAUUGCAAGUUCUAUCCACAGUCACUACCAGGAAAACUGCUCGUUUCUACAACAUCACAAAUGUUCGAGGAAAAGUUGCUCGUUUUCAUCUGUUUAAAAAUGCAUAUCGUUUGGGAGAAGAUAUCAAUGGAGUGUUUGAUUUUUCAGGUGGUAGUGUAGCUUGUGUCCAGCUGAGUGUGUCCCUGCAGAGUGAAGAGAGCGUUGCCGAGGAAUGCUGUCGCAAAAAGAACCAACCCACUUCCAUCACUUUCUAUGGCAAACAGCAAGAGAUGUGCCUUCAUACCCAGCGCACCCACAUCAGUAUCCCUGUGCCGCUUACUAUAACUCCUGGCUUCAUUACUGACAUAGUUUGUCUUCGAUGGAGACUUCAUUUUGAGUUUGUCACAGUAGUUGAUGAAGUACAUGACACCGAACAGAUUGUAGCAGCUGAUGGUUGCUCCAUGUGGCAGGGACCGCCAGUACUAAAUGUUGAGACAAUGGUGUGGGACCUACCUAUUAAAAUAUUUCCUACGAGUCCAAUCCAUGCAUGGAGUGCUACUUUGCUGAAAAGUGAAGAAUUUAUCCAAGUUUAAUGGUUUCCGAUAAAAAGGAAGAGAAAGAAAAAUCUGUAUAAUACCUGAAUAUAUUUGUGUGAAUGUAAAGGAGGUUGAUUGCAGUUGUGUUGACAUUAACGAACAUUCGUAAAAUGUUAGCAGCAAGAUAUUUGAAUCAAAUAUUACUGUGUUACCUGUGAGGCCUGUAAACCAAGAUAAGUUUCGGUCACUCACAACAAAUGAAGGGAUGUCAUCAUAGCUUUGUAUUAUAUUGUCCCUGUAAAAUCACAGCAACUAAAUCUUUAUUCACAUAUCAGCUACCCAUUUAUUUAAUUGACAAAAAUGAAAGUUUAUUUGAGAUAGUUUCUCUGAAAAUACUCUCCUGUAGAUAUCCAGGAAUAAACAUUGACAAAGUAACUUAGUCAUUCUUUAUGUUACAGACAUUUGAAAGAAUCACAAGAGCUCUAGCAGAAUUGCUAUUUAUAAAGUAUUUUUAUUUUCAACACUUCUAUUUUCUGUCCAAAUUUUUAUUUCCUCACUGAGACAUAUCUUUUCAAAUAAAUCAAUAAGAUUUUAAACGAGUUAAGAAGUAGUUCAAAUUCAGCAAAGUAAAACAUUUAUUUAUUGUAUUUAAUCAAAAUUCCAUUUUCUAAAUUGCUUUCAAAAUUCCAUAUUCUAAAUUGCUUUCAAAAUUCCAUAUUCUAAAUUGCUUUCAAGAUUCCAUAUUUCAAAUUGCUUUGAAAGUAUAAACAAUUAUUUAGUUCAGAUAAAUGAAUGGAAUUCCUAGACAAUGUGCAAUUCCAUAACUCCUAUAACCAGUUCUAUAUUUCACCAUCUUGUAUUGUAAAAAGAAGAAAAUUCGGAAUAGCCAAAGUAUUUUUUUUCUUGCAUAGGAUCAUACACACAUUUAAAAUAUAUGAUCUCUUAUCAUUUUUUCCUCAUCUCAGUCAGAUUUAAUUCCACAUACUUGUCUUCCAAAUAUAUACCAUAGUGUACAUGAAAUAAUUUCUAUGAAAUAUUAUUAAACUGAAAAAGAAAUUCUAUGAAGAAA
Octopus bimaculoides (California two-spot octopus) is the source of this 2796-nucleotide messenger RNA. Its product is annotated as RAB6A-GEF complex partner protein 2. The record is from RefSeq and is a predicted model, not a curated record. Lineage: Eukaryota; Metazoa; Mollusca; Cephalopoda; Octopoda; Octopodidae.